UGACAACUAAUUAAUGGUUGUACCGAUGUGAUAAUAUGAAGAGAUUACCCUUUUUUUUUAAAAAUUUUUUUAAAAUAUCUUCUCAUAAUCAAUAAUUGUUGAAUUAUAAUUUGGAUUAUAUUAUAUGGAACAUUGAAUAUUUCAUAUAUAUUGUACUUCAUUUAUAAAACAGAAGUCAUUUGGAAAGAAACAAUUAUCUCUAAGAUAUGAUCUAUACAAUCAAUUUCCAAUACUACUGAUUAUCAUUGAAGACAAAAUUGAAGGUUACACUUUGCCAAAAACAAAAAACAAAAAACAAAACGUAAAAACUGAGAAGUACAAGAAAAAAGAAAAGAAAAAAGAAAAACAUAAAAGAUAAUAUGAUAAGUUAUGACAACAGAAUACCAUUUUAUAAUUGUAUAUACCUAAAUCGAUUUAUAAAAAAAGGGAGAUAGAUGAUAUUAUGUAAUAGUAUUCAAUUGAUUAUGUUUUCAUUAUUCAUUAUCAAGUUAGUUACAUUCAAUUCAUCAACAAUUUAUUCAUUAACAUUUCUUCCUCCUAUUUCAUCUAACUUAUUAUUAUUGUCAUCUUCAUCAUUAUUGUUAUCCUCAACGUCAAAUGUUCUAAUGACAUCUAAAUAUAAGAAAUCAGAAUCAUUAUCAAUCAACCAUUCAACUGAUUGGUCAUAUCAAUCAAUAUUAAAUAAAAUCAAUAAUUAUAAUCAUAGGGGGGAAUCAUUAAAAUCAUUUAAUAAACAAAUUACAUAUACUCUUAUAGAAGAAAAAUUUAAUUUACCAAAAUUAAUUGGUAAUUUAAUUGAUGAUUUACAAUUAAAUAAUUAUUUAUUAAAUUAUAUAUUAAAUUAUUUACCGAAUAAAUUAUCAUUAUGGAAUAAUUAUAAUAAUCAAAGUAAACAAUUAUUAAGUAUUGAUUUAAUUGCUAAUCAAUAUCCAAUAAUCAAUAAUCAGAGUAAUUAUGAUUUAGCACGUUUAUAUUUAUUUCCAUCGAAUCAAUGGAGUUCAAAUUAUUUUCAUAUUAAUUAUUAUAAUUUAUUUAAACAAGAAUUAAUACAAAUUAAAAAAUUAGAUCGAGAUCAAUUAUGUCAUUACCAUAAUAGUAAUAAUAAUAAUAAUACAAUGAAACAUAUCAUGAAUCCAUGUAUAUGUUUUAAAAAUAUUUGUUCAAUAAUCAAUAAUCAAUCAAUCAAUAACCGAUCAAUCAAUAAUAAUCAAUUAUAUUUACCAUAUUGUCAAUUUACUAUAACACUAGCUAUGAAUUUAUUAAAUAUAGAUUUAAAUAUAAUAACCAUUCUAAUUCAAUUAAUGGAUAUUAAUGAUAAUGAACCGAAAUUUCAAUGGAAUCAUCAAAAUUAUAUUAUUAAUUUUAUAGAAAAUGAUCCAAUUGGUAAAAAAUAUCAAUUACCAAUUGCUAUAGAUAAUGAUUUAUGUUUACAUUCAAAUAUUGAUUAUCAAUUAGAAUGGAUUAAUAAACCAAAAAUCAAUAAUACUUUAAUGAUGAAUUAUACUACUAAUAAUACUACUACUUAUAAUAUUACUAAUAAUCAAUAUAUUGAUUUAAUUAAUUAUUUUAGUUUAAUAUAUAAUAAAAUCAAUAAUUAUCAAUUAUUAGAAAUUCAGUUAGAUCAUAAAUUAGAUCGUGAAUGGAUUGAUAAAUAUGAAUUAUAUUUAUUAGCUAUAGAUUAUUAUUAUCAAUAUGAUAUGAAUAAGAAACAGCAUACAACUACAUUAUCAUUAAUUAUUUAUAUACAAGAUGUAAAUGAUUGUAAACCAGAAUUUAAUUUAAUACAAACAAUAAUGAAUACUACUUAUAGUACUACUUAUACUACUUAUAAUAAUAAUGAAACAUUGUACAUAGAAGUACCUGAAAAUGUAAAAGUUGGUCAAGUAAUAACAAAAUUUCAUGCAAUUGAUAAAGAUAUAGGAAAGAAUUCAGAAAUACAAUAUAGAAUAAGUCAGUAUACACAUUCUAUAACAAAAUUGUUUUUUAAGCUUAAUUCUACAACCGGUGAAUUAAUUAUACAACAAUCAUUAGAUCGUGAACUAUUAUCACUUUCAAAUGGUUUACAUUAUUUAACUAUUACAGCUUAUGAUCAAGGUAUACCACAACGUAGUUCUAAUCUUUUUAUUAUUAUCAAUAUAUUAGAUAUAAAUGAUAAUUUUCCAAUGAUACAUUUAAUAGAUGAAACAGAAAAAUUUAAAAAAUUUAAUAUCCAACAAUCACCAUGGCAACAAAUGAUUCAAUCAAAUAAUAAUCAUAAUCAUAAUAAUACUAUAAAAAAUAAUCAAUUCAUGAUUGAACUUUGGCAAUCAAUAUCCAAUCAUAAUGAAUUAAUCAAUAUUUAUUAUAUUAUUAAUCAAUUAAAUAAUUAUUCUAUCCAUACUAAUAUGAUUGGUAAUCAACCAAUGAAUACAAUUAUUAAUUUUUUAAUAAUAAAUGAUCCAGAUUUAAAUGAAAAUGGUACAGUUCAAUGUUUUAUUAAAAAUCAAUUAUUGAUUUAUUUAAAGCAAAAAAAUAAUGGUGGCAACAAUCAUAGCAACAUUAAUAAUAAUUAUAACCUUAGUGAUAAAUUACAAUUUAUCUCUAUGGAGCCAUUCAAUUUUAUUGAUCCAUUAAAUUAUCGUCAACAACAGCAACAGCAACAACAACAACAACAUGAACAACAAAAGAAAGAAAUGAUUGUAUAUCACAGAAAAUUCCAGAAUAAAAUGGAUAUUAAUUUAACAAUGAAAGAAAAUAGUAUAAGUAAUAAAAAAAGAAAAAAAGAAAGUAGAAUAGGCAGGAAACAGGAUGUAAUGCCUGGUAACAAUACUAAUAAUAGUAAUAUAGAUUCAUUUUCAAAUCAUAAUAGUUAUCAAUUAAGAACUAAUAUGAUAUUUGAUCCUGAUCAAAUAUCUGAUCUAUAUUUACUGAUUGAAUGUUCGGAUUAUGGUUUACCAUCAUUAACAACUAUGGAAACUAUACAUUUCAAUAUUAUCCAACCUGAUAUUCAUUCAAUAUCAAAUGAAUUACACUUUUCUCAUUUACAAAUAUUGAAUCGUUACAUUAUAAAUGAUAAUCAUUGUUUAUAUUUUAAUUAUUUUCAACAAAAUUCUAAUAUACGCUCAUUAUUCAUUAAUAGUAGUAGUAGUAGUAGUAGUAGUAGUAGUAGUAGUAGUAGUAAUAGUAGUAAUAGUAGUAAUAGUAGUAAUAGUAGUAGUAGUAAUAGUAGUAGUAGUAUGUUACAUACAUACGGUUAUUAUAAUGAUUUAUCUCCAGCGAAACGUAUCUAUCCAACUAUCAUACAGAAUGAACAAUUUGAAACUAGAUCAAGUGUAUGUUUAAUUUUAAUGGCAAAUAUUCAAAUUUAUGAACCAAUAUUUAAUAUGAUAAUUAAAAUAAAUGAGAAAAGAAAAGAAGAGAAUUUUCAAAUUAUUUAUAAAUUAAUAGAGGAGAUACCUAAUGAAAAUCAUUUUACUAUUAAUUCGACUAGUGGUAUAGUUAGUUUAAUUAAACAAUUCAAUAACCCUACAAAUAUAACUAAACAAUUAAUGAUACAAGCUUCAAAGAUCGGUACAUUAUAUGAUUAUUCAAAGAAUCUUAAUUAUAAAAUACAAAUACUGAUCAAUUUGACAAUAUUAAAUUUCAAAGAUCCUUUCAUGGAAGAAUCAUCCAAAUUCAGUUCUUCAGACAGAACUCCCUACAAUAAUGAUGAUCAGGUAAUCAUCUAUUUACGAAUGAAUUCAUCUAAUUCCUUGAUAAAGACUUAUUCUAAUUAUACAUAUGAAUUUGAUAUAACCCAAUCAAUUCAAUCAGGAGAUUUGGUAAUAUCUAAUAUCAUUGUUUAUUGUAUCAAAUAUCCUUUAUUCUACAUUGAAAACUAUACAAAUCAUUAUUGUGAAUUAACUAUGUAUAAUGAAAUGGAUACAUUCAUAUCAGGGGAUAAACAAAACAUGGAUCACUUUCUUUUAAAACCGAUCAAAUUUUUAUGUAAUAAUAAUAAUAAUAAUAAUCAAUCAAAUAUGUUAUGUAAUGGUUAUACCAUUCAUAGGAAUCAUUUACUUAAAAAUCAGUUGAAAGAUCGAUAUAUUCUAACAAUAAAAUCAACAACAACAUCAGGAAGUUUCCAUGGCAACAUAUCAAAAAAUUCAAAGAUAUCAUCAAUUAAGAUCAUUCUUUAUAUUAAAAAAAAUCAAUAUCAAAACAAUCAAUUUAUUAAAGAACCAUUUUAUUUCAUAAAAUCAAUAAAUGAACCAUUUAAAUCAAUAUUUCAUAAAUUAAGAUUAAAACCUCCUUAUUGUAUAACAAAUUUAUCAAUAUCAUAUAAAGUAUAUAAAGAUUAUGUAAUUAUGAAUUUAAAUUCAAAAAAUAAAAAAAAUAAAAAAAAUAAAAAAAUCUUUCGAUUACGUCAUAUUUGGUUGCUAAGUCAAUCUAAUUUAAUGAAUAGUAAUCAUUAUAAUAAUGAAGAAAUGAAAAUAUGGAAUGGUAUACCAUUUAUUACAUUAAAUCCAUAUACUGGAAUAUUAAGUAUAAUAAGAGAAUUAUUAUUAAAUGAUGUAGGAAAAUAUAUAUUAUACAUAGAUAUACAAGAUUAUAAUUCACUUGAGUUAUAUAAUAUAACAUGUAUUAUAUAUCUUAAUAUAUUACCAAUGGAAUUACAUCAUAGACCAGUGAAUGAUUUACCUGAUACCAUAUCAAAUCAUCCCAUAUCUAUCUCUUCUUCUAUUCAUUCCUCCUAUUCAACAUCACCAACAUCAUCAUCCACACUAAGUUUUCCUGUACAUUCCCCUAUAAAUUCAUCUACAUCUAAUCACCAUGACAAUAAGAAUGUAUAUAAUUUAAAAAAACAAAAUAUCAAUAAUUUUUUAAAAUUUUUCACUCAAAAUAUUGAUUUCAUUAAAACAAAUAAACAUUUACUAUUCCCUAUUAUUAUUAGUAUUAUUACUAUAAUAGUAAUAAUAAUAAUAAUAAUAAUAAUUAUUAUGUAUCGUCAUAAAUUGAAAUCGAAAUUACAUAAUCAAUAUAAAUCGAAUAUCAAUAUAUCGAUUGAUGAACAAAAUCGAUUAUUAUGUUUAUCAUCCAAACAACAAAAUGAAGAUAUACUACUUACAACAAUGAAUGAUAAUAAUAAUAGUAGUAUUGAUAGUAUUCAUACAAAUAAUUAUAAUUUUAAUCAUAAUGAAAUGAAUACACAUUGUAAUAUAAAUGAAUUCAUUCAAUUCAAUUAUUAUAAUCCUACAUUGAAAUUAUAUUAUACAGAUUCAUUAUAUAAUGAAAAUAUAAGUAGUAUAGGAAAUAUGAUGAAUUCAAAUGUUGGAUACCAUAUGAUUCAUGAAAAUGAACCUGUUUACACUUGGUUAAAUACAAUUGAAGAUGAACAACAUUUAUCACCUAUUCAUCAUUCAUUUACUGAUCCUACUGUUGUAAAUAAUUUUUAUAAUGAUUAUAUAGAAGAAAAUCCACAGAUAACUAUGACAGAAACAAGAUCAAAUAUGUAACAAAGAGAAGAUUAUUAUUAUUAUGAUUGUUCCAUUGUUAUUAUGUGAUUGCUAUAUUACUGAUAAGACGAGCUUUCAUUCAAUUUGUAUAAACUGGGAUACUAUAGUGGUUUUCCUUCUUUAAUCAAUCAUCUUUAUAACCGUAAUUAUGUAGAUCCCAACGGUGUUUAAAAUUAGAGGGUAAUAGGAAGUGACGACUUCAGUUUAUUAGCGAAUAGAGGACAGACAAUAAAGUUAUAAGCACAUCAUGAGAAUUCGAAGCAGAGCGACGAAUUGAUGGUCAAUUCAAAUCAAGGCGCAGCUAGGCAAAGCAAAG
Schistosoma rodhaini is the source of this 5790-nucleotide messenger RNA. The record is from the annotation of a GenBank genome assembly. NCBI's taxonomy places the organism in Eukaryota, Metazoa, Platyhelminthes, Trematoda, Strigeidida, Schistosomatidae.